UGCAUGGAUUCUUAGCUUACGUCAUUUUAGUUGAUUCUUAUGAACAUCAUUACUUCAGUUGCAAACUCCCUCUAUAUAAACUGAGACACAGUGACAAAGCGAAGCAAAGAAGUCACGAGAACUCUGGGAAUUGCCUUUUAUGCAAAAUUAAGUUCUUGACUUUUGCGAUGGCCCUCGACGGAAACGGCGGUGCGGUAUGGUUAAACAGCAGCGGAGAGGAGGAAGCUUCGUGGGGUGGGAAUCAAGAACACGUUGGAGCUUCUUCUCUUUCUCAUUUCAAGGCGCCUAUGCUUGAAGGUGAUUGGUUCAGUAACCCACAAGAUCUCCACGUGUUACAGAACCAGCAAGACUUCAGAUUCCUCGGCGGUUUCCCUUUCAAUCCCAACGACAAUCUUCUUCUUGAUUCCUCUUCCUCUCAACCUUUUACCCUCGACACAUCUCAGCAGCCUUCCUUCUUACCUUCUAACAACAAGUCUUGUCUCCUCAGCGCUCCUUCCGACACAAACCCUUUCGACAAUGCCUUCGAGUUCGGUUCUGAUUCUUGUUUCCUAGGUCCGUUGACACAAGGCUUCACUCCUUUGGAGUUACAAGGCUUCACCAGUCCUGCGAAAGUUCUGAAGCCUUUAGAGGUGUUAGCAUCAUCAUCCUCUGGUGGACAGCCUACUCUGUUCCAGAAACGUGCAGCCAUGCGUCAGAGCUCUGGAAGCAAGUUUGGGAACUCAGAGAGGAAGCUGAGCGAUGAGACCGGGUUGCAUUAUGAGUCUGAUGAGAUGAACCAGAGCGGUAGAGCAGCUGAGAGUGUUGAGAACAUAAGAGGAAGUAAAGGUAAGAAGAAAGGACUGCCAGCUAAGAAUCUAAUGGCUGAGAGAAGAAGAAGGAAGAAGCUUAAUGAUAGGCUCUACAUGCUUAGAUCAAUUGUCCCCAAGAUCAGCAAAAUGGAUAGAGCAUCAAUACUUGGAGAUGCAAUCGAUUACCUCAAGGAGCUUUUACAAAGGAUCAAUGAUCUACACAACGAGCUUGAUCAGUCAACUCCAACUCCACCUGGAUCUUUGCCUCAAACUCCAUCAAGCUUCCAUCCAUUAACACCUACACCGCAGAGUCUUUCUUGCCAUGUCAAGGAAGAGUUGUGUCCUUCAUCGUUGCCAAGCCCUAAAGGCCAACAAGCAAGAGUUGAGGUUAGAGUAAGGGAAGGAAGAGCAGUGAAGAUUCACAUGUUCUGUGGUCGUAGACCUGGUCUUUUGCUAGCUACCAUGAAGGCCUUGGAUAAUCUUGGAUUGGAUGUUCAGCAAGCUGUGAUUAGUUGUUUCAACGGGUUUGCCUUGGAUGUGUUCCGCGCUGAGCAAUGCCAAGAAGGACAGGAGAUAUUGCCUGAUCAAAUCAAAGCAGUGCUUUUAGAUACAGCGGGCUAUGCUGGUCUGAUCUGAUCAUGAGGUUCUUGAGCAUCUGAUGAAGAAACUAAGCCUUUAAAUAUGCAAUUUUCUUUACUUUCUUUCAUCAAGUUAAGCAUGUAUGCAACUGUACAUGAGACAUGUUUAAAUUAACCUUUUUGAACU
Brassica rapa (field mustard) is the source of this 1553-nucleotide messenger RNA. Its product is annotated as transcription factor ICE1. The record is from RefSeq and is a predicted model, not a curated record. NCBI's taxonomy places the organism in Eukaryota, Viridiplantae, Streptophyta, Magnoliopsida, Brassicales, Brassicaceae. Gene Ontology annotation, cellular component: nucleus. Gene Ontology annotation, biological process: regulation of DNA-templated transcription. Gene Ontology annotation, molecular function: sequence-specific DNA binding; DNA-binding transcription factor activity; protein dimerization activity.